AUGUCCGUAGACAAGGUAUCCUCGGCCGGCGGCGGCGUGACGGGCUCUGGGCUCGGCAGUCUGACGGGGGCUCUGCAAGGCGGCGUCAACAACCUCAUCAACAUGGGCAGCACGUGGCUGGACCGGUUCUUCCCAGCGGAAAAGCGCGAGCAGUGGAAAGAAUGGCUGACCAAGUUCGCGACGGAGCGGCCAUACCUGGCGUCGUUUCUGCUGUCGCAGGUCGCCAUGAGCGGGCUGCCGCUGGCGUUGUUCGCACUGAUGACGGUGACGGUGUUCGUCUUCGCCCUGCUGGCGGGCGUCUUGGUCGGCGUGCUCGGCGCGCUGCUGUUCGUGGUCGCCGCCGUCGGCUUUGCCCUGCUGAUUCUGUUGCCUGUCCUGUUCUUCACCACCGGCGCCGCCGUCUUUAUCUGGCUCUGGGCCGUCGCCGCUUACUACAUCGUCAAGUGGUUCAAUCAGAAGGAUGUCCCGGGAAUCCACACCGACGUUGCGGGCGGUCUGGCCAAGGCAACUGGCUUGAGCGAUCUGCCUGGUAUCAAUGGCUCUGCGUUAGGCGCCGGCGAUGAUAAUGGCAACCGCGAUGACAAUGAACACCACGAUGACAAUGGCAGCCACGAUGGCAAUGACGACAGACACUCGCAGCCACAGACACACUCUACGUCCAAGGCCCACCGUGCUCCGGCGAAACUCGACAAAAAGGACAACAGCUCCACCUCCACUGGUGCUCAGCAUCACUCGGAUGCAAAGGACAACAGCUCCACUGCCACUGCUACCUCCACCUCCACCGGUGCUCAACAUCACUCGGAUACAAAGGAACCCAGCACCACCCACCAGAGGAAGCAGGCGCCUCGGCCUUCUUCGACCGGGCACCCCUCCAAAGUCUCCGAUACGGUCAAUGGUGUUGCGAAGACUGCCGACGGAGAUGGAGACGGAGCUGAUGGAGAUGCGACCAAGACCAAUGGGACUUGA
This is a messenger RNA of Capronia epimyces CBS 606.96, 966 nucleotides long. RefSeq lists its product as uncharacterized. The coding region runs from base 1 to 966 and encodes 321 amino acids. NCBI's taxonomy places the organism in Eukaryota, Fungi, Ascomycota, Eurotiomycetes, Chaetothyriales, Herpotrichiellaceae. The transcript has a single exon. The record is from RefSeq and is a predicted model, not a curated record.